GGACUCCCGGCCACGCCGUUCUGACAGUUUGAGCGUACUUUUGGUCUGUGUUGGCAAAGCGGAAAAAUGUCGGAGACCGCGCCAGCCGCUCCUGCUGCUCCCGCACCUGCAGAGAAAACACCUGUUAAGAAGAAGGCGAAGAAAACGGGUGUUGCUGCUGCCAAGCGCAAGGCGUCCGGCCCCCCGGUGUCCGAGCUCAUCACCAAGGCCGUCGCCGCGUCCAAGGAGCGCAGCGGCGUGUCCCUGGCGGCGCUCAAGAAGGCGCUGGCGGCCGCCGGCUACGACGUGGAGAAGAACAACAGCCGCAUCAAGCUGGGCCUCAAGAGCCUGGUGAGCAAGGGCACCCUGGUGCAGACCAAGGGCACCGGCGCCUCGGGCUCCUUCAAGCUCAACAAGAAGGCGGCCUCCGGCGAGGCCAAGCCCAAGGCCAAGAAGGCGGGUGCGGCUAAGCCCAAGAAGGCGGCCGGGGCGGCCAAGAAGCCCAAGAAGGCCGCGGGGGCCAGCGCCCCCAAAAAGAGCGCCAAGAAGACCCCCAAGAAGGCCAAGAAGCCCGCGGCGGCGGCUGUCGCCAAGAAAGUGGCCAAGAGUCCGAAGAAGGCCAAGGCGGCCAAGCCCAAGAAGGCGGCCAAGAGCCCAGCCAAGGCCAAAGCCCCGAAGCCCAAGGCGGCCAAGCCUAAAACAGCCAAGCCCAAGGCGACAAAGGGAAAGAAGGCGGCGCCUAAGAAGAAGUAAAAAUUGUAGCGGGAUGUCCUGCUUUGGAAAUCUCAAAGGCUCUUUUCAGAGCCACCCACUUCUGUCAGUCAAAAGAGCUUAGUAACUCACUAGUAAGUAAGUUUACUUUGCAAAUUCACCUGUCCUGUUGUCGCUCUCUGCAUGUAGCACGUUUGCACGUUCCCAGUCCCUCGAGGUUUUUCAAAAUUUACCGCCUGCGUCUCAUUGGCUUUCACUUAAAGCGACGGGUCCUUUUUUAGCGCGCACCGGACGCUUGGCCGGAAAUAGCUAGAUUCUAGCCAUUUUGGGUCACAGUUUUAGCAGCAAUUUGGUGGCUCUUAAAAGAGCCUUUGGGAAGAAAUAACUGUUAAAAGACUUCACUUGCUCUUGGCCUUGUGGUGGCUCUCGGUCUUCUUGGGCAGCAGCACGGCCUGGAUGUUGGGCAGCACGCCGCCCUGCGCGAUGGUGACGCGGUCCAGCAGCUUGUUGAGCCUCGUCGUUGCGGAUGGCCAGCUGCAGGUGGCGCGGGAUGAUGCGCGUCUUCUUGUUGUCGCGCGCCGCGUUGCCCGCCAGCUCCAGGAUCUCGGCCGUCAGGUACUCGAGCACGGCCGCCAGGUACACCGGCGCGCCGGCCCCGACCCGCUCCGAGUAGUUGCCCUUGCGCAGCAGGCGGUGCACGCGGCCCACCGGGAACUGCAGACCCGCCCGCGACGAGCGCGUCUUGGCCUUGGCGCGCGCCUUGUCGCCCUGCUUCCCGCGUCCGGAUAUUUUAGAGAAGAAAUUUAAUCCUCGAGGUAGUCUGAGGAAGGGGUUACUGAAGUCUGGUGUUCGGUAAGAUUUCCUUUCCCAUUGGUUUACAGCGGCUGUUGAGAGUUAGCCAAUCAAAGGUACUCUUGGCUUACGUGUGCUCUAGAGAAAGAUAAUACUUCACCAAUUAGAGGUUGAGAUAUUAGAAGGUGUGUAUUGUGAAGCAAUAGAGAAUCUUGAAUUCUUUUCCGUGAUCACAUGGAGUCCUCCUUUGGGGGACUCUUCACGGUAUUCAUCGCUAAAGCUGCAUGAUUUUUUCCAACCCUGAUUCUAAGGAAUAGAAAACAAGAUAAACGUCACCUCUGAUGGCUUAUAAUUUAUCCUCCCUGCCAGAUCCCUUCUCCUAGAUUGUUGAGAGGUUCCAGGGGGCCGUGGUUAGCUGUGGAAUAUUUCUGCCGAAUAUGCAAGGAAUAGGAAAAGAGAAACGAUAAAAGAAAAAUUUCUCUUUUGUCUCCGUGUUUGGCUAGAAAGUUCCAGGAGUUGAGUUGAUCAGGGCAAAAUAAAUGAGUCCUAGGUGGGUUCAUCUGGAUGUUUUGUUCCCCGGGCUGAGGUCUUUUUUUUUUUUAUUUCUUAUUUCAGGGAGGCCCACUUAAUUUUACUGGAAAAUCUUGGCAAAAAUUUGAGUCCUUCAGAUCAUUAUGGGUCUACAAACCUGGACGGGGAAACAUUUUGUUUUUAUUUUCAUGUAGUAUAAAUGUUGUUUAGCAUUUCCUUCAAUUGUGUGUGUAGGCUGCUAAUCACAAUGGAUUUUGCAAGUGCCUGUGGCUUUUUCAGAGGUUUUGAAAAACCUCGGGGGACUGGGAACGUGCAGCCAUGUUACAUGCAAGUGGCAAGCACAGAUGCUUUCUCAUCACUUAAGUAUUGCAGAUGUGUUGAAAUAAAGUUUGCACUUUUUCCGAA
Molecule: messenger RNA, 2418 nt
Organism: Lutra lutra (Eurasian river otter)
Lineage: Eukaryota; Metazoa; Chordata; Mammalia; Carnivora; Mustelidae
Product: histone H1.3
Exons: 1
Coding region: 67-732 (221 amino acids)
Biological process (GO): nucleosome assembly
Cellular component (GO): nucleosome
Molecular function (GO): DNA binding; structural constituent of chromatin
Source: RefSeq, a predicted model, not a curated record